Messenger RNA from Naegleria gruberi, 948 nucleotides. RefSeq lists its product as uncharacterized. Lineage: Eukaryota; Heterolobosea; Eutetramitea; Acrasida; Naegleriidae. Gene Ontology annotation, cellular component: TORC2 complex; TORC1 complex. The record is from RefSeq and is a predicted model, not a curated record. The transcript has 4 exons. Gene Ontology annotation, biological process: regulation of actin cytoskeleton organization; TOR signaling. Gene Ontology annotation, molecular function: protein binding. The coding region runs from base 1 to 948 and encodes 315 amino acids.
AUGCCACAAGGAGUUAUUCUCUGUACAGCCUCCUACGAUAAGACCAUUCGCUUGUGGGAACCAACCACAAAUGUUUGCUCUCACACCAUCAAUUAUACGGAUCCACAAGUAAAUGCUCUCUGUAUUUCCCACAACAAACAUUUAUUGGCUGCUGCCUCUCACAAUCAUAUUCGUCUCUUUCAAUUGGCUACAAGUGAUCCACCAAGAGGAAGAACCAUGAAGUCGAGACACACUGCAAAUAUUCUAGCUAUUGGAUUUCAACAGGAAGACAAGUGGAUGUACAGUGCUGGAGAAGAUGGAACGGUGAGAGUUUGGGAUUUACGUACUUUUACUUGUCAGAGAGAAUAUUCAGUAUCAAGUAAUAAUCACGUUAAUUCUGUUGUUUUACAUCCAAAUCAAGUAGAAUUAAUUGCUGGUGAUCAGAAGGGAUAUUUGCGAAUUUGGGACUUGACCGAAGACAAGUGUGCCUACAAGAUUUGUGUAUGUAAAGGAACUCCUAUUAGAAGUGUAGAUGUUAGUCAAGAUGGAAGAACAAUUGCUGUUGCCAAUCAAAAGGGAAAUGUAUAUAUUUAUCACUACAAGUGCUAUGAAGAAACAGAGAAUAAUGGUGUCAUACGAUUGAUCUAUCAAUUCAAUGCUCACUUUAAUCAUUAUAUUCUUAAAUGUAAAAUUGCUCCAAACUGUACACAACUUGCUACUUGUAGUUCAGAUUCCACUGUUAGAUUGUGGGAUUUAUCUAGUCAAUGUAGACUUCAAAAGACUCUUAAUGGACAUAAGAAAUGGGUUUGGGAUUGUACUUACAAUUCUGAUUCUUCAUAUUUAGUGACAGCAAGCUCAGAUUUGACAGCUAAACUUUGGGAUUGUAAUAGAGGAGAAUAUAUCAAAGAAUAUAAGGGACAUGCAAAAGCAGUAGUUUGUUGUGCCUUACACGAUACACCAGUUUUGUAA